AUGGAUAAUAGUUUAGCAGAAUGGCUAAAUGGUCGUCACUUACCUCAUACGUAUACCUUGAAAAGACCGCCUAGUUUUCCUGCUGAUCUUACUGUUUCACCUGAUAAAAUUAUUGGUUCCUUGGCUGGUUUGGCUCUUGGAGAUGCAUUAGGUGCUCAUGUUGAAUUCCGACCACGUUCUUAUAUGUUAAAAAAUCCUGUCAGCAAGCUCAUUGGCGGGGGAACAUGGGGGUUAAAACCUGGUCAAUGGACAGAUGAUACAUCCAUGGCUUUAUGUUUAGCUACCAGUCUUAUUGUUAAUCAAGAUUUUAAUCCAUAUGAUCAGCUUGUCCGUUACAAAUGGUGGUGGAAACAUGGUUAUAUGUCAUCUACUGGAACCUGUUUUGACAUAGGUACAGCAACACAAGAAUCACUUCAAGAAUUUUAUAAAAGACAAAUGAGGCUCAAACAGCAUUUGCAAACUGAGCAUUCAAUAGAUAUGCUUCCUAAAGAGAAAAGAGAAAAGUUUGACUGUUACUGUAGUCACUCCGGAGUGGCCGGCAAUGGAGCCUUGAUGAGGUUAGCACCUGUUCCUCUGUUUUUUUCUCGCUCCCCAGUUCAUGCUGUAGAGUACGCCGGUAUAAGUGCUCGUUUAACACACGGCGAUGAGAAAGCGGUUGAUGCCUGUCGAUAUUAUGCCGCUCUGAUCUGUGCAGCGGUUAAUGGCUACAAUAAAGAUGAGUUAUUACAUGAAAAAUUUUAUCAAAGUCACUUUGAUAAGGGUUGGUUUGGCACUAAACAUUUGCAUGAAGAAGUUUAUCGAGUUGCUCGGGGUUCCUACAAAAAACAUAACGGCUACGAUGAAGGUAUAAGAGGGAAAGGAUACAUCGUUAAUGCAUUAGAGGCCGCUCUAUGGGCGUUUUGGGGUGACAAUGACUCAUUUAAGGAUGGUGCAUUGAGAGCCGUUAAUUUAGGCGAUGAUACUGAUACCACAGCAGCCAUUUACGGUCAGUUAGCUGGAGCUGUCUACGGUAUGAAAGGUUUGCCUGAGGAAUGGUUGAAUCAGUUGUAUGCUAGAGAUUUUAUAAUUUGUCUUGGCAUGUGGAUACACGUUAAAGGUUAUCAGUGGAUUGUGAGUCUUAAUGCUAAUUUGUGGGAAAGCCAGCUUGUGCAACCUGACAAACUACAACUUCAUAUCAAUGGCAACGUACAACAGCCUGUCAGUAAUCAACAACAUAUUCGUCAUGCACCACUCCAAGCGCCGAAUAACAAAGGGAAUAGUGAAAAAAAUUUGAAUAUAAAAUUUAACCAUCCAGCAUCAAAUAGAUGUCGUCAUGUCAUUGGCUACAAUGUACGUUCUCAACCAAUGAUUCAACCAACAAACAACAAUCCCAAUACAGUUAAAACUAAAAACACCUCACCCAAAGUGAGUUCAGGUUAUGGUAUGCCUAAACACGGACCGGAAUUUGGACGACGAAAAAGUGGUAUUACACCGAAGAACUAA
Messenger RNA from Didymodactylos carnosus, 1482 nucleotides. Lineage: Eukaryota; Metazoa; Rotifera; Eurotatoria; Philodinida; Philodinidae. The record is from the annotation of a GenBank genome assembly.